Messenger RNA from Drosophila innubila, 3554 nucleotides. It is a transcript of the gene Med, whose product is annotated as mothers against decapentaplegic homolog 4. Lineage: Eukaryota; Metazoa; Arthropoda; Insecta; Diptera; Drosophilidae. Gene Ontology annotation, molecular function: RNA polymerase II cis-regulatory region sequence-specific DNA binding; DNA-binding transcription factor activity, RNA polymerase II-specific; I-SMAD binding. Gene Ontology annotation, biological process: anatomical structure morphogenesis; cell differentiation; BMP signaling pathway. Gene Ontology annotation, cellular component: heteromeric SMAD protein complex. Bases 732 to 3032 code for a protein of 766 amino acids. The record is from RefSeq and is a predicted model, not a curated record. The transcript is spliced from 9 exons.
UUGGCAGCACUGUCAACAACCCUAGUGGAAAACUAGCUAUGUGCGGAAAAUUAUUUAGUGCAUAUUUAGAGCUGAGAAUAAAGACGCAGCAAUUAUAAAGUUAAACAGUGCAAUCAGAAAGAGACAAAGUUGUACUCAAAACUUUACUAAAUCGGUGUAUGCGUGAGUUUGUUUGUGUGCAAGAGUUACUGUUGCUGCCGGACAACUAAGUGAAGAAGAAGGAGGUGGAGGUGGUGGUGGUGGAGGAGGAGGAGCCGAAGCAGCACUCCUAGCUGCAAAGAAAAGCCUUGCUGUUGCCAUAAUUACAGUAGCUUUGUGGGAGUUCAAGUUUAACAGCGUGUGUGAGUGUGUGUGCGUGCGUGUAUGUGAGUGCGUGCUCAUAAGCGUUUUCAAUGUGUGCGUAACACCCCCAAAGGCGCUCUUUUUAGCACACACUGAUGUAAAUUUACAACAACUGCUUUGCAGUUUGGAGCAAUUACAUUAGCAGCGGUAGUUGAAGGGGAGAGAGAAGAGAGCGGCAACGGUCGCUGACUUGCCCGUUUUGUUUUGUGCGCACAUUCGCGUGCUUCUCUUUGUUUGGUGCAGUUUGGCUGGCGCUGCUUUUGUGCAACGCUUUCGGCAGCGCUUUGUGGCCAUCAGCUGGAUACGGAUUUUGUGACGGCGGCGACACAAACAACGCCGAAGUGGAUGCCCAUGCACGCGGUGGCCUGGGCAUUGCCCAGGACUUUGGCAUGGCCGGACCGGCCAACGGCCCGCCCGCCCACAUGUACGGAGCCGUAGCGCCGCAGGACAUUAUUGUCCGUGACAUGGUACAAAUGCCGCCGCCUCCGCCCUCGAAUGCGCCCACAUCGGCGGAUGCCUGCCUGAGCAUUGUGCAUUCGCUAAUGUGCCACCGGCAGGGCGGGGAGAGCGAGGGAUUUGCCAAGCGGGCCAUCGAGUCGCUGGUUAAGAAGCUCAAGGAGAAGCGAGACGAAUUGGAUUCGCUGAUAACGGCAAUUACCACUAACGGCGCCCAUCCAAGCAAAUGCGUCACCAUCCAGCGCACGCUUGACGGUCGCUUGCAGGUGGCCGGACGCAAGGGAUUCCCACAUGUGAUCUAUGCCCGCAUUUGGCGCUGGCCAGAUCUCCACAAGAACGAGCUGAAGCACGUCAAGUACUGCGCCUUUGCGUUCGAUCUCAAAUGCGAUUCGGUGUGCGUGAAUCCCUACCAUUACGAGCGUGUCGUCUCGCCGGGCAUCGAUCUGUCCGGACUCAGCUUGCAGUCGGGCCCCAGUCGCCUGGUCAAAGAUGAAUACUCAGCCGGCUCUCUGGUUGGCGGCAUGGACAUCGAUGGCAACGACAUCGGCACCAUACAACAUCAUCCCACGCAGAUGGUCGGCCCGGGUGGCUAUGGUUAUCCGCCCCAGGGACCCGGGCCCGGUGACUACGUCACUGAUGCUAAUCAAAUGAGUGCAAUGUUUGCUGCCGGUCGUGCAAUACCAAAAAUCGAGCCGACGGACAGUGGCGGACCGCGCAGUUCGUGGAUGGUGCAACCGCCGCCACCUCGGCUCAACCAGGCCGCACAGCAGCAGGCAGCGCCACAGCAGCAACCACAACCACAACAAUCCCAAUCCCAGCCAGCGCCGCAUUCUCUUUCCGUACCUCAUGGCAUGCCUGGCAUGGGUGCCAUGAAUCCUGGCCCCGGGCCUGUUAUGGCGCCACCACCCCCGCCCACACAAGCACAGAGCACGCAAGGCAACGGUGUGCAUCAUGCCCAGGCCAGCUCACCCACAGAUCCAUCCUCGAUGGCCAUGCAACAGCAACAGCCGCCUCCCGGUGGCGGACCCAAUGGACCCAACGGUGUCAGUAAUUCUAGCGGAGCUGCUGGCACUGGUGGCCAGUACUAUGGAGCACCAUCCACAGGCGCACAAAUGCAAAACGUAGCCAAUGACGUGGGCAAGUUUAGUAACAGUGCAUCCAGUGGCACUGGUCCAACAAGUGUCCACUCCCAGCAACAGAAUGGCUAUGUAUCACAACCGGUUGGCCAGAAUGCCAACGCUGGUAACUAUGGAUCAACACAGCCUCCUUCAUCGCAGCAACAAUCGACAGCUGGCAACCAGCCCAAUUCUGGUGGUGGUGGUGGUGGAGUUGGUGCACAGUCCAGUGGAGGCGGAGGCGGUGGCUCUGCCGGCACCUGGACUGGACCGAAUACACUCACCUACACACAGUCCAUGCAACCGCCAGAUCCUCGCUCAUUGCCUGGCGCAUACUGGAAUUCAUCGAUGUCCGGUGACCUAGCAUCGCCGCAACAGGCGCCUCCACAGCAGCAGCAACAACAACAGCCGCGUCUGCUUUCUCGCCAGCCUGCACCUGAGUACUGGUGUUCCAUUGCAUACUUCGAGCUGGACACACAGGUGGGCGAGACGUUUAAAGUGCCCUCCGCCAAGCCAAAUGUCAUCAUCGAUGGCUACGUGGAUCCCUCGGGUGGCAAUCGUUUCUGUCUGGGCGCCCUCAGCAACGUGCAUCGCACGGAGCAAUCGGAGCGUGCCAGACUGCAUAUUGGAAAGGGCGUUCAAUUGGAUCUGCGCGGUGAGGGUGAUGUCUGGCUGCGUUGUCUCAGCGAUAACUCUGUGUUCGUACAAAGCUACUAUCUGGAUCGCGAGGCGGGCCGAACGCCGGGCGAUGCAGUUCACAAGAUCUAUCCGGCAGCGUGCAUAAAAGUUUUUGAUUUGCGUCAAUGCCAUCAGCAGAUGCACUCGCUGGCCACCAACGCACAAGCUGCUGCUGCAGCGCAAGCAGCUGCCGUGGCAGGUGUAUCCAAUCAACAGAUGGGUGGUGCUGGCAGAAGCAUUACGGCUGCUGCUGGUAUUGGAGUCGAUGAUCUGCGUCGUCUUUGUAUACUGCGACUGAGCUUUGUCAAGGGAUGGGGACCUGAUUAUCCACGACAAUCAAUUAAGGAGACGCCAUGCUGGAUCGAGGUGCAUUUGCAUCGUGCCCUUCAGCUGCUCGACGAGGUGCUGCAUGCCAUGCCCAUCGAUGGAGCCGCUGCAUAAACCACUGUCAACUGUCAACCACUGCACACAUACAAAACAUAUUUAUUAUUCAUAACAACAACAACAACAAAAGCAAACACAACAAGAUGAAAGAAUGUUAGUUUAAGAUUAAAUUUGAGCAGCUACACAUACAUAUAUAUUUAAGUUAAGCAAGUGCAAACAAAAUGGUAUAAAAUAUUUAGUUUUGAUUUGCAAUUUACAUUUAUGAUUAUGUUUGCCUUUAAUUAUUUAAUAAUAAUUUUUAUAAAAAAUUUAAAACAGCUGUUAAACAUUAAGCAAUUAGUUUUAUAUACAAUAUCCAUAGACACACACGUACACAUACACAUAAACAUAUGCAUAUUCAUAUUUGAUAACUGACUACCGGUACAUGUAAUUUGAUGAACCUUCUGUCAUACAGACCACAGCCCAAACAUACACACAGCAUUACAUACGCAGCAACUACAGCGACAGCAAACAUAUGCAAGGCAAGUAAAGAAUGUAGUUGUAAUAUAAAUGUAAUAAACCAAGCAUUAACAAAAUGUA